This is a messenger RNA of Podarcis raffonei (Aeolian wall lizard), 1723 nucleotides long. It is a transcript of the gene INTS12, whose product is annotated as integrator complex subunit 12. The transcript is spliced from 7 exons. Lineage: Eukaryota; Metazoa; Chordata; Lepidosauria; Squamata; Lacertidae. Gene Ontology annotation, cellular component: integrator complex. Gene Ontology annotation, biological process: snRNA 3'-end processing. Bases 101 to 1486 code for a protein of 461 amino acids. The record is from RefSeq and is a predicted model, not a curated record.
CUGCGUGGUUCUCCCGGGCCCUACGAGCGCUCGGCGGGGGAAGAAGGGGCGAGUUUUGUCUACGGGGUUUCCCGGGCGGAGACGCAGCUGAGAUAUUGCCAUGGCUGCUACUCUGAACUUGGAGCUAGACCCCAUAUUCCUGAAAGCUCUGGGCUUUCUGCAUUCAAAGAGCAAGGAUUCAGCUGAAAAGCUAAAAGCACUACUGGAUGAAUCUUUGUCUAGGGGGAUUGACUAUCGCCCAUCACAGAAGGAGGUAGAUCAGCCCAAAGUAUCUAUUACAAAACCAGUUUCUGUUAAGCAAGAGCCUAAGGCUUCCUCAAACCUUCCUUCAGGUAGCAAUAAUGGCAAGCCCAUUGUGGCCGAAAAGGUGAAAAAAGAAGCGGAGAAGAGGUCUGCUGAUAAACAGAUAAAGCUGGAAAGCAGUGAGGGAGUUGACAUGCCAAAGAAACCAAGACUAGAAAAGCCAGAGACUCGUUCAUCCCCAAUCACAGUACAGACUAGCAAGGAUUUGGCCAUGGCAGACCUUUCAAGUUUUGAAGAAACUAGUGCUGAUGAUUUUGCCAUGGAGAUGGGUUUGGCUUGUGUUGUUUGCCGACAAAUGACGGUUACUUCAGGAAAUCCAUUAGUAGAGUGCCAGGAAUGUCAUAAUCUCUACCAUCAAGAUUGCCAUAAACCUCAAGUGACAGACAAAGAAGUGAAUGAUCCUCGCCUAGUGUGGUAUUGUGCUCGAUGUACCAGACAAAUGAAAAAAAUGGCUCAGAAAACGCAGAAGCCUUCUCAGAAGCCAGCCCCUGCUGUAGUUUCAGUGGCUCCAGCUGUGAAAGACCCGCUGAUAAAGAAACCAGAAAUUAAACUAAAGAUGGAGACAACGUCAACUUUCCUAGCUUUUAAGAGGACAGAAGUCAAGACUUCGGCAGCUAUUUCUGGUAACUCCAACAGUGCCAAUGUUUCCUCCUCGUCAACCAGUGGCCUUACAGGAUGGGCAGCUUUUGCAGCAAAAACGUCCUCCGCAGGUCCAUCAACAGCCAAGUUGGGAUCCACAACCCAGAGUACUAGCAGCAAGCCAGCUACUGCCUCAAAUAAUCAAAAACCUGUGGGUUUGUCAGGGUUGGCGACAGCCAAAGCAGGGCUAGGCUCAAAAAUAGCAACGCCUAACAGUGGCACAACCCCUGUUCCGUUUAAGCCCCUGCCCCCUCUCACGUUGGGAAAAACAGGUCUUUGUCGUUCAGUUAGCAGUGACAAUGUAAGCAAAAUAGGGCUCCCAAGUCCAAGCAGUUCAGCUCCAAGUAUCAGCCAGGCUGCUGGUGGAAACGGAAGUGGUGGAACAGCAGGCAGCAGUGGGAGCAGCACCAGCAAAGCAAAUGCAGAAUCUGGCAAUCAGUCCCCUUCUCUGAAGGGUCCUACUUCUCAAGAAUCACAGCUCAAUGCUAUGAAAAGGUUACAGAUGGUAAAGAAGAAAGCUGCUCAAAAGAAGCUAAAGAAAUAAUAGAAGUAUCUGAUGAAGUGCAAACAUGUCUCUGGGAUCAGUUGAACAAGAGAGUAAUAAAGUCCUAUAAUAAAAGCUAUAAUCAGAUGUCUUUAUUUGGUGGCGGCAGUUGUGCUUUCAAGUCGAAGCAGAAUUGGAUUUUCAGGUAAUGCCAUAUUCUGAACCUGCUUUAGACCUGAAGCCUAAGGGUAUGAACUAUUUCUUUAAAAUAUUUCAAUAAAAAUAUUGUUUGAAAUA